CUCCCAUCCAAAUUUCGCUACUGCCACGCCAGUCGAAUAACGAGCCAACUAAACUUGAAGAGGCUCGGAUAACGAGAGAGACGACUGGCUGCCAAUCUUUGCACGGCUCGACCUAACCUCACGGCUCCUCAUCACAAACGGAAUGACGUACAUUCCAACCGAUUUAUUAUUUUUCGCUGUCACGUUAAGACUUGAGGAAUCGAAUACAAACGCACCGAAUAGAAAUGACGUGGAAUCCACGGAAGAAAAAUUAUCUAACACUAAGACCAACUCCAGCACCUCCACUGAUAACACCCAAUGAAGAUCGGGAUCUCGAUAUUGCUGUGCAGAGAUUAAUCAAUGUUGAAGGAACAAUUCGAAAACUGACAAAAGAAGCAAAGCGAUACCUCGAAGCCAUAAUAAACUUGGAUCGUGCGGACCAAAGAUUAUCAUCAAAUUUGAGUACAAGUGGUCUAGCUCACCUCUCCGACGAUUUUCGAAGAAUAGUAGAGAAUUAUCACUCGGUGACAACCCAAGCAGGCAAAACAGUCCAUGAGUUCUCGUUACUUACUGGGAAAACCUUCGUGGAGCCCCUAAAAAAACUAAGGGAUGAAUUCGCUCUGGUGGAAGAUGCCCUUGCGAAACGAGAGGAACUAGUUGGCACAUGGAAGUGCUCCUAUAACAGAAUAAAAAAGCUUCAGGAGAAGAAGGAUAGAACUGCGAGCCAUAUCGCCAAGGUGGAGCGUGAGAGGAGGAGCGAGGAAGUUGCUGCCAAAGAACUGAAGCUCAUUCACUCUCGAUUGCUCAUUGAACUCCCUUGGUUCCUCGAAAAACGUCUGGAGUAUAUAAAGCCCAGUGUACAUGCACUUAUUUUAAAUCAACUGGAUUAUUAUGGAAACACUACGAAAUUGUUCACUCAGUUGAUGCCGCCGGUUUAUAAUCCGUCCCAUUCGCCGUCAUCUCCAGUCAUGUCCGAUGAGGAGUAUCAUGGCAAGAUUAAUGAGGAAAUGACUAGGAUCAGAGGUUUAACUAUUGUGAAACCAUAGGAAAAUUGCAUAUACUUCGUGAUAAUGUGGUUGUAUCUGUUAAAUCGUUUAUUGAAUCCUUUGUUGGCUUCUGAAUUAAUUUUUUUUUAAUCUAUUUUUUAAGUGAGCCAGUGUUUCAAGGUCCGCGUCUAUAUUCGAACGUGAUCUUGAUUGUUUUCUUUUAUUUUGAUAAUGUAAAAUGUUCUUCAAUCGCCGUUCAGUUUUACUCUGAAGUCUCCAAAAAUGAUCAUUUUCAAAAAACCUUUUUUAAAAUAAUAGUGGAAAAUAAACCCAAUAGUGAGGAAAUUUCAAAUUAAUAAUGUACUGUAUCCAUUCAGCUUUUAAAUGUAAAUAUUUAAUCAUGGUAUAUUAAUAAUGAAAAAUGCUCUGGUCCCAGUACAAAUUGAAGAAUGUAUCAUUUUCAUAUAAACAUUUUAAUCUUUAAUAAAGAUAAUUUUUACAUUGAA
This is a messenger RNA of Diachasma alloeum, 1471 nucleotides long. RefSeq lists its product as uncharacterized. Gene Ontology annotation, cellular component: actin cortical patch; cytoplasm. Gene Ontology annotation, biological process: plasma membrane tubulation; endocytosis; actin cortical patch localization. The transcript has 3 exons. NCBI's taxonomy places the organism in Eukaryota, Metazoa, Arthropoda, Insecta, Hymenoptera, Braconidae. The coding region runs from base 225 to 1025 and encodes 266 amino acids. The record is from RefSeq and is a predicted model, not a curated record. Gene Ontology annotation, molecular function: lipid binding; protein binding.